AACACGGCGGUGCACACACACCAGCACCAGGAAGUGCUCUCAGGAAGUAGUUUGCUGGCCUGUUUGAGUGACAGCUGUGCGGCGGUGACAGCCCCACACCGGGACGGCGGCCCCGCAGAGCCGAGCCAAGACACAAGAUGGCAGGUCUAUCUUUAUACUUUGAAGAUGGCCAUGAUGAUUUGGAUGACUUUGGAUUUGAUGACUAUGGUUCAGAGUGUGACGGCAUCCGCAUCACAGCUUUUCUCGAUGCAGGACAGGACAACCUCACCCCUCUCGGGAGGCUAGAGAAGUAUGCCUUCAGUGAGAAUGUUUUUAACAGGCAGAUUGUGGCUCGUGGUCUGCUUGAUGUGCUACGGGAGUUCAGUGACAAUGAAAAUGACUUUAUCAGUGUCAUGGAGACAGUUGCCAGAAUGUCAGAAGAUGGAGAGCCCACAGUGCGAGCUGAACUGAUGGAGCAGGUCCCCAACAUUGCCAUGUUUUUACACGAGAGUCGGCCCAAUUUCCCAGCCGCCUUUUCGAGAUACUUGGUACCAAUCGUAGUCCGGUAUCUCACUGAUCCAAAUAACCAGGUGCGGAAGACAAGCCAGGCGGCACUGCUCGUUCUGUUGGAGCAGGGCCUCAUCUCUAAAGCUGACAUGGAGACCAAAGUAUGUCCAGUUCUGCUGGACCUCACAGAACCCAGCAGUGACGAUGACUACAAAAUAGAGGCUGUUGCUAUCAUGUGUAAAGUCGUCACCAUGUUAAGCAAAGACACAGUGGAGCAUCUACUACUCCCACGUUUCUGUGACCUGUGCAGUGAUGCCAGACUCUUCCAAGUCCGCAAGGUCUGUGCAGCGAAUUUCGGAGAGUUUUGUUCCAUUGUGGGUCAAGAGGCCACAGAAAAACUACUGAUGGCCAAGUUUUUCGAUCUGUGCUCAGACAGUCUUUGGGGGAUCAGGAAAGCCUGUGCCGAGUGCUUCAUGAUGGUCUCCAAUUCCACCUCUCCGGAGGUGCGACGUGCAAAGCUGUCCCCCCUUUUCAUCAGUCUCAUCAGUGACCAGUCCCGCUGGGUGCGCCAGGCUGCCUUUCAGUCACUGGGACGUUUCAUCUCCACCUUUGCCAACCCCUCCAGCACAGGCCUUCACUUCAGAGAGGACGGUGCCUUACUAGAGCUCCCCAGGUGUACAUUGGAUGGCAACUGCUCCCUAAACUCCCUGAACUGCUCCGACAUCACCGGCUGCCACACGGAAAGAACCAUCGCUCACACACCUCCCAACCAGGACGGCCGCGCGACACCGUCUCCAGAGCAUGUGUCAACAGCUGACGGCGAGGACAUGCACAACUUUGAUGACAACCACGCUUCUGUUCCCGGGGGGUUGCAGGGUGGUUACACCCGCACCGUCUCAAACAGCAACGGCAGGCCUAUGACGACAAACAACACCAAGAACACAAAAGAGAAGGAACAGACAGACGAGAACUUUAAUUCUUUCAACUACUGGAGGUCUCCGUUACCAGACAUCAGCGGGGAACUGGAGAUGCUAAGUUGUCCAACAUCAGAGGAAGCGAGGAAGAGAGAAAGAGAGGAGGAGGAGGAGGAGGAGGAACCUGAAGAUAAUUGUCCUAAUUCCAUGUCCAGUCAUGGCAAAUCCACCAGUGACCAGAUCCAGAAGGUUUUGGACUGUUUGCAACCGCACAUGGAUGACCCUGAUGUGCAAGCUCAAGUCCAGGUCUUGUCGGCAGCUCUGAAGGCCGCCCAGCUCGACAGUCCAGCUGACGACAGCCCAACAGACGACAGCCCAACCGAACCCCAGUUAGAGGUGAUGCCUGAGAGCACGUCUGAGGAGAGCACGUCUGAGGAGAGCACGUCUGAGGAGGGCCCGUCUGAGGAGAGCCCAUCUGAGGAGAGCACAUCUGUGGAAGUUCAGUCAGAGAGCGAGGAGAGCCCCACAGAAGAGGAGCAAACGAUGGAGACGCUUCCCGAUUCCGAUUCGAGCCCCGUCCAGGAGCAAGGAGACGAAGAGACGCAGACUGAGCCCCAGGAGGACCAGGAAGACUCUCCUCGUAACUCACCUGUUCUAGAGUCUGAACUAAUCGAGAGAGUUGAGGAGGAGGGAAAGGAUGACUUUGCUCACAGUCCAUUGUCAGAGGAGAAGCCUAAAAUCCAGAAUGUCAUCCCCCAGCAGCUGUUGGAUCAGUAUCUCUCCAUGACGGACCCGGCCCGGGCCCAGACGGUGGAUACAGAAAUAGCCAAACACUGUGCCUUCAGCCUGCCCGGGGUCGCGCUCACUUUGGGACGACAGAACUGGCACUGCCUCAAGGACACGUAUGAAACCCUCGCUACUGACGUGCAGUGGAAGGUGCGACGCACGCUGGCUUUCUCCAUCCAUGAGCUGGCGGUUAUCCUCGGAGACCAGCUGACGGCGGCUGAUCUGGUUCCCAUCUUCAACGGUUUCCUCAAAGACCUGGACGAGGUCCGCAUCGGCGUGCUCAAACAUCUGUACGACUUCCUCAAGCUGCUGCACGCAGAAAAGAGAAGAGAAUAUCUGUACCAGCUGCAGGAGUUCAUGGUGACGGACAACAGUCGCAACUGGAGAUUCAGAUACGAGCUGGCAGAGCAGCUGAUCUUGAUCAUAGAGUUGUACAGCCACUAUGACGUGUAUGACUACCUCAGACAGAUAGCACUCACACUCUGCUCUGACAAAGUCUCAGAGGUCAGGUGGAUCUCCUACAAACUGGUUGUAGAGAUCCUCCAGAAGCUGUAUGCAUGUGGUGCUGACGAUCUGGGCCUGAACUUCAUCAACGAGCUCACCGUCAGGUUCUGCCACUGUCCCAAGUGGGUCGGGAGGCAGGCGUUUGCCUUCAUCUGCCAGGCCAUAGUGGAGGAGGACUGUAUGCCCAUGGAGCAGUUCAGUCAGCACCUCCUGCCCAGCCUCCUCAGCCUCUCAUCAGACCCAGUGGCGAACGUCCGCGUACUGGUGGCCAAGGCACUACGACAGAGUGUCAUGGAGAAAGCUUAUUUCAAGGAGCCGGGCUGUGCCUACUCUGACGAGCUGGAGGAGACCGUGAUGGCCCUGCAGUCCGACAAGGACCGGGACGUCCGCUUCUUUGCCAGCCUGGACCCAAACAAAGGCCUGAUGGACACUGCUCCUUUGAUCUAGCAUCCGCCCCCCCAACUCCUGUUACAGCCCACCUGCCUGUCUACCUACUUGUCUGUCUGUCUGACUGACGCACAGUCAGUGCAAACCUGCAAACACCAGCAACCGACCAGAUACCCCCCAUCCCUCCCGACCACACGCCUGCUGGGCAGACCUGCACCAACGACCACUUGAGAAUCAUGUCAGCUGUUCAGAUUAAAGCAUAAAGUAUGAUCAUGCUCAAGCAAACGCAGCGCAGUCUCUGGUUGGGCACUACACAGCACACGUGACAUUCACAACACAAAACAAUACGCAUACUUCUCAGAGUUUUCAGGAAAUGAGCAGGACUCUGAAGUCGGCUGCGUCACUUUGUGGGAGCUGCCGUAUUUCCGCCUGAACUUUUUCUCACCCUUCCACUCUUAACAACAUUGACUCAACCCUUCCCCAGUCACAGAUUUGUAAAACUACAACGGGCUCUUUCUCUCCAAAGCUAACUGUAAGCUUGAUACGGGAUUGCUGAAUUGAUUUUAUCAUUUUCCUUAUUGCUCCUUCUUGUGGAUUUCUUAACGAACAAGCGGGCGAGGCCCGUCUGACUCUUGACGUGUGCACUAACUCAGGGGGAACUCAUCUGAACCUAAACAGCAUUAUUAGCUUACAUGAUAAGCAGCAGCUCCUGGAUCCCUGGUGAAAAAAAGAAAAGAAAAGAAACUACAGCUGUCUGAGCAACAGACCAGCCGAACCAAGUAGCUCUGCUGGUGUGUCUCGCCUCAUUUCCUCUCAAACGCCUCGUGUCUGAGACGUCCUCCAUCUUGUGAGAUGUCCUCUGGGUUAUUGUCUACUUCCCUUCCACCCCCCCCCCCCCCCCCUUCUGCAUUUGUUCACCUGGUCUUCAUGCACACUGAAACCACUACUACUGCAUAGAAGGAACAGUGAUUCUGCCACUCAGCGUUACUCUUGAUUAAAACCAUAUCUUGGACAUUUUAUUUUUUAAAUAUCUUAAUGAACUGUUGACCCCCCCCCCCCCCCCCUCUGAAAAAUCUGUGUCUGUUUACCAAAAAUGUGACACAGCGCGUCUCUCGAACGGCAGGAGACGAAUGAAAUACCUCUGUGUGGACGUGACCGGCCAGUGUGCUGUACAUGUAGAGAGGCGUCCACGGCUCUAACAGACGCUGAAUGUCCUCGAUUGGUGAAUUCUCCCUGAGUGAUUCUGUGCCGACGACUUAAAAACAUCUUUUUAACAAGGGCUCACGACGAUGCGCCACAGGGCGACGUCAAACUCAGAGAAGAGGGAGAAAGCAAGCACACUGUUGGAUUAUGCAUGCAUGCCCACUUCCACGACCCCCCCCCCCCCCCCCCCCCCCCAUUAUUGUGUAUAGUCUAUUCCAUUUCUUUAAGGUUGACCUCCUGAUCUGAAUUAUGUGACCAUUGUAGCUUUCGGUGAAUCUCACUGACCAGUUGUACAGAAGGGUUUUAGGAACGGCGGUUGUAUUAGCAGACUGAAAGGACAACUGAUCCUUGUUUCCCCAUCUUGGCGGAAUGAUUUCAGUAUGAGUUUUCUCUCAAAAUGAUGCUACUCUUUGUACAGCUUAAACCUGUGGAGAACGGUGUGUGUUUAUGGAACCAAGGCCAGUGUAGUCUGGGUUUUUAACCCAUCGCGAUGUGUGAAUAUUGGGAGCAGUCACCAAGUCACUUUUUUUAGUUUCUUGAGCUCGUUUGUUUUCCUCAGCUGUAAAUGAUAACAACCACCCAGCCCUCCCCCCCCCCCUUAUUUUUUUAAAAAUUUUUUGAACAUAGACAUAACUUGAGAACUUAAGAUGAUUGUGGUGUGCUGUGCAUCUCAAGUCUUUCUUCCUUCGAAAGGAGAGAUCACUGCGGUAAUGGCGGUGUCUGCUCAUCUCAUCUGUCUGCAAUUUGUGUCCAUCUCAUUUUUAUGUAGUAGAACAGUUAAUAUAUACAUUUUAUGAGAAUUAUUUUUCUUUUUCAAUUAUGCACCACUGUUCAAAGAUUUUAUAUCCUAACUUUACAAAAUUUACAACCUUUGUAAUAUUCAAUGGUUUCUUUUAAAAAGACAUUUUAUGUAAUGUUAUUUUUAGUAUUCUGUAAUUAAAAUGAUGAAAAUUACAAUGUGGUGCUCAAGUUUGUUUUGGGUGAUAGCACAUUCAUUAAGUGAAGAGUAGCUUUUAAUAAAAUACAUCAGGGUUGAGGCAGAUACAUUACAUUUAAGUGCUUGUGUUAAUGAAUGACAACCUGAUUAAUGGCAUUUUUAUUUUUUAUUUCUGAAGUAAAAAAUCUUUGGGUUUUGGGCUGGUGGGUCAGACAAAAAAAUGUAUCACCAGUUCCUACAGCCUAAUGUGACGUCUUCAGUUUAUUUCGUAUGUCAAAUCCAAGAGAUUACAUGAAUACUCUGUUAAGACAAAGAUAAAUACAGAUCUUCAUAUUUCUGAA
This is a messenger RNA of Scophthalmus maximus (turbot), 5558 nucleotides long. It is a transcript of the gene ppp4r1l, whose product is annotated as protein phosphatase 4, regulatory subunit 1-like. The coding region runs from base 138 to 3137 and encodes 999 amino acids. The transcript is spliced from 20 exons. Gene Ontology annotation, biological process: protein dephosphorylation. Lineage: Eukaryota; Metazoa; Chordata; Actinopteri; Pleuronectiformes; Scophthalmidae. The record is from RefSeq and is a predicted model, not a curated record. Gene Ontology annotation, molecular function: protein phosphatase regulator activity; protein binding.